Messenger RNA from Gekko japonicus, 1265 nucleotides. Its product is annotated as tetraspanin-3-like. Gene Ontology annotation, biological process: protein localization to plasma membrane; protein maturation; regulation of vascular endothelial growth factor signaling pathway. Gene Ontology annotation, cellular component: membrane. The transcript is spliced from 5 exons. The record is from RefSeq and is a predicted model, not a curated record. Lineage: Eukaryota; Metazoa; Chordata; Lepidosauria; Squamata; Gekkonidae. The annotation marks the transcript as partial.
UUCUUGUUCAUUAUCCUGCUGAUCUUCAUUGCAGAGGUGUCGGCUUUUGUCCUCGGAUUCAUUUAUAGAUCAAAGGUUGGAAGUGAUUUCCGGGAACCGUUGCAGCACGUUUUCCAGCAGUACGAUGGGAUAAAUUCCGAGUCUCAUGCCAUAGACUAUUUACAGAAGGAGCUUGAGUGCUGUGGAGUCAACAACUAUACGGACUGGAAUGGCAGCCUCUGGUACAAUACCACCGGCAACCACAGCGUACCUAUGAGCUGCUGCAAGCAAGAGAUUGGUAAGAACUGCACAGGACGGUUGAGCGAGCCGCAGUAUCUCAACACCGAGGGCUGUGGAGACAAAAUGGUAUUUGCGAUACAGAGUGUUCUGAGCUACGCGAUGCUUGUGGUUCUGGGAUUUGCCAUCGUGAAGUUCUUUGGAAUGAUGAGCGUCUGCGUGCUGACCUGCCGGAGAGAUAACGGUUAUGACCGCUUGCAUUCAGGGGUGUUUGCUUGAUGGCCAGAUGGAGCACAUGACUUUUCUUAUUUUUCUGCUCCUUACCUUUACCUUACGAUAAAACAGACUUGGGAAACGGUGCCCCAGACAGACAACAUGGUUGCUUGCUUUGAUCGAAAUGGCUGAAAUCUACCUUCUCAAACAGAAAGAAGACCUCAUUAGCUUUUAAAAGCUUAUUAAAAAAAAAAAAAGUGAAAUAGCAGCUUUAAUUGACGUAUCCACUGGUGAUUCAGCUUGAGUUCAACUGUGUAUCAAAACAUGGGGGAUAUCUUUCCUCUGAAGAUACAGCAGGUGGAGCCAUACGCCAGAAAAGAGAGUUGAUCGUCUGCCCUUCUGAUAUUUAACAGAUGACUCUUUUUAAAUUUCUUUUUACUUCAAGAGGUGAUUUGUGAAGUACCUAAUGGUUUGGAUGUCUCUCCCCCUGAAACUGUGAAAUGCCACCACCUUCUGUUUGUUAUAACAAAUCCCUCCUGACAAUCUCAGAUGAAUUUUGUGAAUGCGCCUUCCCGGUUCUUCGAUCACGCAAGCAGAUGCUGAUGAUCACAGAUGACCGUUGGCAUUCGGCGUUCUUUCGGUUGCGCUGACAGUCCUACAAUGCCAAGACCACAACCAUACAACCCGGAAAAUCUACAACAGCUAGUCUGUUGGAUGUUUUUAAAUUUCAUCUGGGAUCAUCAGCAUUUGGACGUGAACGCCCAUACUCACCAGCUUUCCAAUAUCUACAAUAUUGUAUGCAUUGCUUAGGUGCACGGGUGUGAGAACGAACACGU